Messenger RNA from Sitodiplosis mosellana (orange wheat blossom midge), 3055 nucleotides. RefSeq lists its product as uncharacterized. The transcript is spliced from 9 exons. Gene Ontology annotation, biological process: actin cytoskeleton organization. Gene Ontology annotation, cellular component: plasma membrane. The record is from RefSeq and is a predicted model, not a curated record. Bases 860 to 2740 code for a protein of 626 amino acids. Lineage: Eukaryota; Metazoa; Arthropoda; Insecta; Diptera; Cecidomyiidae.
GAAUCAGUAUUGAAACAGCCGUUCGCACGCCCAGUUCACUUCGCUGUUCGUUUCCCGUCGUUAUAGUCGUCGGUGUGGUGCAGUGUGUCGCGCGUGUGUUUACAUUCACUUCGACUAUACGUAAUUUUUGUUUGCUAUGAUUUGAGCAUAGAAAAUUAAUGAAAUAAAAAGAAUUGCAAUAGUUUUGUUUUGGAUAUUCGUAAAUUUUAUUUUGCGUGACUGACGGUUUUUCCGAUUGUUUUGAUUGAACGUGUCAGUUUUUGAAUGUAUAUUUUUCGGUUGUAAUUUUUUGUUGUUGUUGAAAAUAGAAAAAAAAGUUCUUAGUGAAACUGGAAAACAUUUAUCAUUUGAACGGGUGAUUCAUUGUUUUUAUUUUCAAACGCCGGACACAUUCCGUCAAGAAAAAAAUAUCAAGAGUGAUCGAAAUUCCUGUGUAAAAGCCAGGCAAAUUGUUUUCAUAUUGAGUCAUUUUCGUUCGAAGAUCAACGAAAAACAAAAAAUUCGUAAAUAAAAAAUAAAUAAAUAAAUAAAAUUGUGUAUAAACUCGAUCAUCAUUCCGAAACGAACAUCAUUAUUCUUGGAUUAUACAAAAUUAUCAUAAAAAAUAAUAAUAGCGACAGCAGCGAAUUGGAAAAGACAAAGGAAAAAAAAGUAGCAGCAAUAGCAAAAACAAUCAUCAACAAUUUAAACAAACGGCACGCAGAAGAAACUGCCAACCAGCCAGCCAGCCAGCAAGUGCAGAAAAUUGUUUAUUCGGGCACAUAUCCAAAUCGUAAACGAACUAGCUAGAGAGACGAGAAAUUCGGAAGGAGUUGAGACAAAUAGACGAAGAGGGAUUGACAAAAUUUUAAUAUCCACAAUGCUGGUAACAAUGGAUCCAAGUUCAGGGCCUCAUCCGGCCCGUGCUCCAUCUAUAAUGGAUAGCCCAACGUUGGCGCGCGUGGAACGUGCACGUAUUCGGCUUGAGGCACAAGCAUUGAACAACAAUGAAAACCACAGCUUAGAGCGACGCAUUCUCGAUCCAAAGCAAAAUUCGGGUUUGAUUGGCCGUAUUCCAUUAGAUUCGAUGUCGUCGGGACCGGUAGUGAAGCGUGGCCUUCUCUGGCAACAAAGAGAUCGCAUUUUUUCGCGCUGGAAGGAACGCUACUUCGUUUUGACAAAAGAUUAUUUAAAUUGCUUCAAACGCGCCUCAGGAUCUGUAAAUGAACGAAUUUCCGACAUGGGUCAAUUUAUUUUCAAGAUAAAAUUGGUGGAUGUGGAAAAAGUUGAAUGGCUGAAUCGUCGAUCGUAUAGCGCAAUAAGUCUCUUUCUUGGACGAGAAGGUCGUGUUUUAUUGCGCACCGAUAACGGAUUGGAGGAUUGGUUUGAGCUACUUGAGGAGUGCACAUUGAUUAGCAAGGAACGGCGCCACGCAUUACGUAUCACACAGGGGCCGAGAUCGCGUGCAUCACUGGCAGCACUGCCAUACCAUUCAUCAUUUCAGACGUCGCAUUCGUCGCUGGGUGCAACUUAUAAUUUUCAAUUGUGUGAUUCCGUACCUGAUUUGAGUAGCAGCGGCGUUGGCGGCAGUGGUGGCGGUUUUAAUGAAAGCAAUAGCAUAAGUAUGUUGACUAAUCAUUCAUUGUCGUCAUCAUCGGCACCACGUAAAAUACCAAUAAAAAAUGGGGCUUUUCAUACGACGUCAUCGUCGUCGGCAGCCAAUGCCGCCAAUAAUAAUAACUUCCUAAUGAACGGCUAUGGAACACCGUUACGAAUGCAAAACCACAACAGUAACAGCAACAAAAAGCCCAUAGCAACAUCAACGCCGGUGACAGCAACAACAACACCACCAUCGGCCGCAUCGACAACAACCGACUACGACUACGAUAAUGACGAUAAUGUGGUUCAAUUAAGGCGAAGAAAUGCACUCAUGAGCAAUACAUCGUAUGAGAACAAUGCCAGUGAUAAGUAUAGCAAUGAUUGGAUGUACCAACGACCCAACGCCCCCAAUGACAUCAGACAUUCAUUAUUAACCGAUAUUGAUAUAUCGGCUUGUGACAGUGGAUUGGAUACGCCACCAUCAACGCAUCGACCAUCGAGUUAUCGUGAACCAUACUACAUGAUGCAUUCGGCUAGAGACUCAACCGAUACGGGCGUUAGUUCAUCACGCGGCACAUUGAUUUCGCCAAAGGGCAGCAUUCGCACGAACAACGAAAAUGGCAACGCUUUGAGACGAAGUGUGCAAGAAAAUCUACAACAUUAUCGCAACGAAAAGAAUCGCUAUCUAAACCAAUCAUCGCCAAAUAAAAAGCUGGUUGCAUCGGAAUUCUAUGAUCCAAAUCAGAAUAAAUAUCACAACCACAAAUUGGAUGGAAACAUUUCAACAACACCGCAAUCGAUUUCGUCAUCCGCUACCAACAUUAAUCACACAUCAAACAAUUCGCAAAUGCAUUCGUAUCAUCAUAAACCGUUUCAGCAUAUGAAUGAGCGUUACAACACAGGAAGUGCACACAUUAACGGCAUCAACAACAACAACAACAACAACACCACCACCACCAACACCAAUGGCAACAUGAAUGGUUUAUCAUCGGCUGUAUUGCAUCCAGCAUUGCUUAAUAUCAUGAACGAGGCUCAGGGAAUGAAAUUCAGAGAUCGAUCAUUUUCGGACAUUCAGCAAAAGCCACGUUAUAUCCAUCAGCAACAGAACAACUCAUCGAGUCCACGUCGACGUCAAUUUGUGGCCGCUCAAUCUCGCAUCUGAAUGCGAUUAGAAACGCCAAAAACAAACCAAAUCAAUUGACACCAACAUCGUAUCGCAACCAGUCAGUCUUAUUUUGUAAAUGUUUUGAACACGUUCGUGAUUUCACACGCGUAUAAUUUGAAUGGAACAUUUUUAAGAGCAUUGUAGUCAACGAUUGAAUAAAUUCAAUCGAAAAAAAAUGAUUUUCAUUAUUUAGAUUUAUUAAAAUAUAAAAAAAAAAACACCAACCAUUUUCAAUUUAAAAUGUAGCAAAGUACAGUUGUAAUUUUAUGAAUUGACAGUUUUAUUGAAUAAAAUUCUGUAAAAUUAAAAAUA